AUGGACCUCCCUUCAAGCAGACAUCUGAAGCAGGAGCAUUUUUCUUUGGAGAGGAUGCACGGUGUGCAGCGGAUUUUCAAACCAGUUCAUGACCCAAAUACGAAGCGGCUCAAGGACGACAUCAAGUCAAUGAUGGACAACUUCACCGAGAUCAUCAAGACCGCCAAGAUUGAGGAUGAGACCCAGGUGUCCAGGGCCACCCAAGGCGAGCAGGACAAUUACGAGAUGCACGUGCGAGCCUCCAACAUUGUCCGAGCGGGUGAGUCCCUGAUGAAGCUGGUCUCCGACCUCAAGCAGUUCCUGAUCCUGAACGACUUCCCGUCGGUGAACCAGGCCAUCGACCAGCGCAACCAGCAGCUCCGGGCGCUGCAGGAGGAGUGUGACCGCAAGCUCACCGCCCUGCGGGACGAGGUCUCCAUCGACCUCUACCAGCUGGAGGAGGCGUACUACUCGUCCAGCUCCAGUCUCCACGAAGCUAACGAUCUGCCUCUGUGCGAAGCGUACUGGAGGCUGGAUCUCGACACAGACGCUGCCGAUGGCCUUGCGCCCCCCCUGCGGGCCUCCCCAGAGCCCAGCGCUGGCCCCCUGCAGCCCGCCGCCCCUGCCCACUCCCACGCUAGCGGGCCUGGCCCCACAGAGCAUGCCUGAGCCUCUCCGCUCUCUCCACCAGCGCCCGGGAUCUUAGCAACAAAAUCUGGCGCCCCGCUCGGCCUUGGCUGCUGCUGGGGAGCGGCUGUGGCCUCCUUGGGAACCCCGUCGGCCAGGGACAGCCCCCUCAGGAGUGUGGAGGGAGAGUAGAUCCCCCCAUUUCCAGAGUGGCCCACUCUUCCUCCAGGCACCUCUGUUCACUACCUUCCGGGCUGCUGCUGGGACCUGAGCCUGUUGUUUAACGUGGGGAGGGGCGCUGGGUGGGCAGUCCUGGCCAAGUCCACACCAGGCCCCUGUGCAGCCACCCUGCCGCCUCGCCCAGGGGCCCCUGCAGAACUGGGGCUGGGGGUGUGGUUCACACAGGAGCUGGCGUGGGCUCCUUCCUGGU
Molecule: messenger RNA, 1036 nt
Organism: Myotis brandtii (Brandt's bat)
Lineage: Eukaryota; Metazoa; Chordata; Mammalia; Chiroptera; Vespertilionidae
Product: mediator of RNA polymerase II transcription subunit 22-like
Exons: 3
Coding region: 1-648 (215 amino acids)
Biological process (GO): regulation of transcription by RNA polymerase II
Cellular component (GO): mediator complex
Molecular function (GO): transcription coregulator activity
Source: RefSeq, a predicted model, not a curated record